AUAUCCUCCAACAUACACAACCACACCAUUUCAUUUCAUGACAUAUUAAUUAUUAUUAUUAAUAUGAUCAUGAAAAUUUCCUUAAAUCUUCCCUUAUCUCUUCUCUUACUAUCCACCUUCCUCCUCUCAUUUCCAUCCCCUUCAUACCAACAACACCCCCACACCUUCUCCAACCCGAGGCUCAAAAAGGCGUACAUAGCCCUCCAAGCAUGGAAGAAGUCUAUAACCGAUGAUCCCAACAACUUUACCAGAAAUUGGGAAGGUUACAAUGUUUGUAACUACAAUGGAGUCUUUUGUGCUCCAUCUUUAGACAACAGUUAUGUACAAACUGUUGCUGGUAUUGACCUUAACCAUGCCAAUAUCGCAGGUUCUCUUCCUAAAAAACUCGGUCUCUUAACCGACUUAGCUCUCUUCCAUAUUAACUCAAACCGUUUUUGUGGCUCUUUUCCUUACACUCUUAAGAAUUGGUGUCUCCUCUACGAGCUCGAUGUUAGUAACAAUUACUUCAAUGGUGGGUUUCCUAAGGUGCUCCUUUCACUUCCUAGUCUCAAAUUCAUCGAUAUUCGAUAUAAUUACUUUAAUGGACCAAUUCCCUCGAAACUUUUUGACCUAAAACUCGAUGCAAUAUUCAUCAACAACAAUAACUUCACCUCCAAGUUUCCUCAAAACAUAGGUAACUCCCCUGUAUCUGUUGUUGUACUAGCUAAUAACAACUUUCAGGGUUGUCUCCCAAAUUCCAUCUCCAAAAUGUCGAAAACCCUUAACGAGUUCAUCCUCGAAGGUGCCGGUUUAAAGGGUUGUCUCCCUUCAGGUAUCGGAAAGUUGACUCAGCUCACCGUGCUCGAUGUCAGCUACAACGAACUUUCCGGUCCUUUACCGGAUUCCAUAGGGAAAAUGAAGAACUUGGAGCAGCUGAACGUUGCGUUUAACUCGUUUUCCGGUGAAAUUCCGGCGAGUAUUUGUAGGUUGCCUAAGUUGGAGAACUUUACUUACUCUUAUAACUUCUUUAGUCAUGCACCGUAUGAAUGUUUGAAGUUGAAGAGUAAAGAUGACAUAUUCAAUUGUAUUCCAAAUAGGCCAUCUCAGAGGUCUCAUUCUGCUUGCACUUCUUUUAAUGCUUAUCCAAUCAGCUGUGAGAGUUUUGGCUGCUACUACUAAUUCUAUAAUAAAACUCAUACGGAGUAUGAUUGUUACGGAGUACUUUGUAAUAUAAUUUUGUAUUAAUAUAAUUACUAGAAAUGUUAUUAAAUUAUUUGAGUGAUUAACUUUUUCUCUAGCCAUAUUUUAUAUUGCAUUAUAUUUUCUUGUAUCUUAAUAUUUCUAGAAACCCCAUCCAAAAAAAUGUCUAGAAAAAAAGUUU
Messenger RNA from Spinacia oleracea (spinach), 1360 nucleotides. Its product is annotated as leucine-rich repeat extensin-like protein 6. The transcript has a single exon. Lineage: Eukaryota; Viridiplantae; Streptophyta; Magnoliopsida; Caryophyllales; Amaranthaceae. Bases 64 to 1158 code for a protein of 364 amino acids. Gene Ontology annotation, molecular function: protein binding. The record is from RefSeq and is a predicted model, not a curated record.